AUGAAGGCUUACGGGAGAAUCUUCGCGCCAGCACUUCUCUUGUUCUUCUGUGGGAUUACCAAAUGCGUAUGCAAGCCCUGGGACCUGAAGAGAGUCAGCGUCAACAGCCUGGUGGACUCUUCAUCUGGCUCAGAAGGGAAGGGCGAGAGCGAGAUCAAUUCGCUUCAGGAGUACGUUGGAGCUGCAACGCAGCAUUUCCAGGCCAGCCAUGGAAGGGGAAGACUGCAGCAGGAGCCAUCUGGCGGCGGCGGCGGCGGCGGCGACGACGACACUUGUACAGUAGAGGAAAUCUGGAAGCCCUACAACCUAUGCGUAGACCUCGCACCCGCCUACUCCGGUCGGCUCAGCUGCCUGAAACACCUGGUGCGUGGCAACCCGGACACAGCCCAUCGCCUGGUGAAAUCCAACCUCUCCGCAACGUUCCAUCAGCUCUACACCAAGGAAUCACUGAAGCUGCACGACAUCUCGCAUUUCUUUGCAAACAACGGUGUCAUGAGCCGCUGGAAGGUGCUCACCUCGGCUCGAGGUCUUCGGACGAUAGCCGCGGGCACCCUGCUGGGGGCGAUCGCGGUGUUCUACUACGGCGACGGCGGCACUGACCAGGACCCGAAGCCGACCGACAUCACCAUCACGUAUGCGCUGCUAUGGUCUGCUCUCGUGAUGGAGUACGUCUUGCCCACCGUGAUCCACCACACGUUUGGCAGGAUAGAGCGACUGUGUACCGGGCACCGGACAUGGCCGGACCAGGUCGCGCAGUACAACCUCAUUGGGUACGUGGCUCGUAGCAGGAAGCAUUCCUGGCUUAUGAAGGUGGCAGCCUGGCUGGGCUGCAGGGACCUGGUCGACCAGCUCUGGACCAUGAUGCCGUGCAAGGGUUCGUCGUCCAAACAAAUCACCGGCCUCGUCCACGGCCACGUCGCCGGAGGGUGGACGGAGGGUCACAUUGCCGGCGCGGACUCGUUCCGGGCGUUCAACGACUACCGGGGCCAGUGGACUCUCAGUCUCAGCAGGGAGGUCGCCGGGGUUCAGCGCACCAGCAUACCGUCCAUGGUACUGAUGAGCAGCGUGUCGAGGCCGUUCGACGAGAGCGUCCUGGUCUGGCACCUCGCCACCGAUUUCUGCUUCCACCUCCUCCAGGAGGACCCGUCCCCCUCCAGCGCCGCCGCGCGUCGCUGCAGGGAGAUGUCCAACUACAUGGCGUACCUCCUUUUCGUCAAGCCGGAGAUGCUGAUGCCCGGUGCCCGGCGCAACCUGUUCAGGGACGCGUGCGGCGAGCUCAUGGAUGUGCUCGAGGAGGAUCCUCCGCGCACGCCGCGGGGGCGGGGCAAGAGGGGCCUCGCGCACAGGGUCAUCCAGCUGCUCAAGAGGGACGGCGACGGCGACGGCGUCCUGGGCUCAGCAGGCGGCAGUGUCGUUCGUCAGGCUUGGAGCGUCGCCGAGGAACUCAUGGAUUCGCACAAGGGCAACGAGGAGAAGAUGUGGACGGUGAUCCAGGGCGUGUGGGUGGAGAUGCUCUGCUUCUCGGGCAGCAGGUGCAAAGGCUACCUGCACGCCAAGAGCUUGGGCACGGGCGGGGAGUACCUGACCUACGUCUGGCUCCUGCUCUUGUACAUGGGCAUCGUUUGA
This is a messenger RNA of Miscanthus lutarioriparius, 1626 nucleotides long. Lineage: Eukaryota; Viridiplantae; Streptophyta; Magnoliopsida; Poales; Poaceae. The record is from the annotation of a GenBank genome assembly.